Oncorhynchus gorbuscha (pink salmon) is the source of this 844-nucleotide messenger RNA. RefSeq names its product ependymin-like. Gene Ontology annotation, biological process: cell-matrix adhesion. NCBI's taxonomy places the organism in Eukaryota, Metazoa, Chordata, Actinopteri, Salmoniformes, Salmonidae. Bases 16 to 474 code for a protein of 152 amino acids. The transcript has 4 exons. The record is from RefSeq and is a predicted model, not a curated record. Gene Ontology annotation, cellular component: extracellular region; lysosome. Gene Ontology annotation, molecular function: calcium ion binding.
UAUUCUGUUGCAGUCAUGCGCAGUGUUCUUGGUUGGUCAUCAAUCGACAAGGGUGUCAUGUAUACGAUUAACCACAGGAACAAAACCUGUAAGAAGGAGAGGCUGAAAAGGGAGGACUUCCACCCUAUGGAGAUCCCUGCCGAUGCUGCUCUGCUGGGCCAGGUUAUCUUAGGGAGCUCCUCUGGUCCAGGACAAGGUCUGCUGGUCAACACCUGGUAUGGAGAAGUUGCAACCCCAAGUGGUAAAGACAAGUGGGUGAGUACCUUCACUGAGUUUGGGUGCAUACCUGUCAGCUCUGCAUACUACACGGACAAGACCGGCUGGAUGCUUUCAAGCUUCUUCAACAUUGUCGUUGGGAUCCUGGACCCCCGGGAGUUCUUCCCUCCUAAAUUCUGUCAGGGCGCUUUACUGGAUGAGACUGAAGAGGCUGCCGACUUCUACAGCAUUUUCAAAAACUUUACAAAAUAUUCCUAAAGGACAUUGUCUUUCAUUUUCUUAUGAGAAUUUCACACAACUAUUGCUUAUUUUUAACCUGAGAUAAAAAUACAUGUUUUUUUCAAAUGAAUUCAUAAAUGUAAAAAAGGACUGUGUUAGUGUAGGUAAAACACAAGUUACAAAAAUAACAUACUACUGACCAUGUUACAAGUCAGUCACACUGAGCAUUAUAUGUACACAUUACCAUCGCAAACGUUAAUUUCUUGCAUUGAACUGUCCUUCUGAAUCCUUUCUUUUCAAAGGCAAGUCUACAGUCCGGGUUAGGGUUUGGCCGGGGUAGACCGUCAUUGUAAAUAAGAAUUGGUUCUUAACUGAAUUGCCUAGUUAAAUAAAGGUCAAAUCAAAUAAA